Molecule: messenger RNA, 2163 nt
Organism: Symbiodinium pilosum
Lineage: Eukaryota; Dinophyceae; Suessiales; Symbiodiniaceae
Source: the annotation of a GenBank genome assembly
AUGGGCUGCUGCUGCAAUCAUGAGCACGCAGAGAUUGAAGAGCCACUCCGCAUCCGAGCAAACCCGGGUCCUCCCUCCCGCCGAAGAUGCACGGACCUUCCUUGCUGUGUUUUCUUCGUUGUAGUCCUUGCAGGAAACGCAGUUCUUUUGGAUUUCUUCGGCCAAGUGGGAGAUCUCAGGCGCAUCGAUCAUGGACUCGACCAUGAUGGAAAUCUGUGCGGUCUUGGGAGCCAGGCUACUAGGCCGUAUGCAUUCUAUCCAGAUUUGGAUACGGACUUUGCCAAGGACCAGACACUGCGGCAGCGCUACGGGAUUUGCCUUGAAGCGUGCCCAGCAGUGGGCAGUUCUGUCCAAGACUAUGGCAACAUGCGUCAGUCUGACUGGGUAGUCUUGCAGCCGUCUUUUGCAAUUUUUCGCCGCUGUGUUCCAUACCAGCAGCCGGCUGAUCAAAGCAGCACUGCGAUGUGCGCUUCGCCAUCAUGCGAGCCCAUACCUGGAGCUCCAUCUAAGCCGGAGCAGGUUUGCGGUCUGAAGAGGGACAACACGGACAAGUACUGGCUGCUUGAGCAACCUGAUACCUCCCUGGAAGAUGGCUGGAGAGCUGAAGGCGCAGACAGUGCGCUGAUCAGCGCCAGGGUUGCCAUGUCUCGCACUGCGGCCUCAGAGGCCACGCGUUGCCGACAGAAGCUUCGGCGGGAAGCUUCGACAGCCAUUAGGCCAUUGAACGACAGCUUAGCUUACAACCUUCUGACCUCCGUCACCAGUGCAGACCUCAGCGAGUUGAGCGUCGACAGCGGUUAUGCUUUGAUAUUGGGCCUGGGAGCUCGGGUCUUGGAGACGGUUGUCUGCUUGAAUUGUCAGGGAUCUGUCAUGCUGGAGAGGCUUGCGCUGCUGCUUGUGGUGUUCGUGGUGCUCAUCCUCGCGGAUUACGUUUUGUCCUUCAUGCGAACGGCGCUGCAGAAGGACUGGAGCUCAGUUGCAGCAGCCUUGCCCUCAAAUGCCGAUGUGGUGCCUGCUUGCCUGGUAGACUCUUCACCAGGGUGGUUUGCGAUCGGCGGCUGUUUGUUGGCUGUUGCCAUAAUGCUCUUGGCCUGCACAGCCUCAGCCUCAGCCUCACACGGUGCUCUCAUUGGCGAAGCAGUUCCGGAUUGUUAUCGCGUUGCUCAGCGAGGCACCGGGAAGUGCUGGAGGAAGCACUUGGUGAAGCACUGGUGCCGGGAACAUGAUCCGAAGAGUGCCUUCCCUGCUGGCAUUGCCCUUGUUGAAGUGAGCUUUGGCAACUCUGUGGGUGAGGCUAUCUUCUCCGCUGUUCUGAUACUUGGCCUGCUUGGUGUUGCCACUGCUUCCGAUGAGCAGGUUGCUGCCAUGCUUGACCACUGGAACGUUCAUGCCAAUGAGGCUGUGCGACAUUUUCAACAAGCGGCAGCUGCAGUCUUCGUUGUAAGCUUCAUUUGGCUGUACUUCUUUCAUGUUGCAGUAUAUCACAACACCAUAGCGCUGACUGUGUCUAGAUGGUACUUUCGAGGAGAUUUGCAGGAGCACCACCUCUGCCCGUCUCUCGGAGGCUGCUUGGGUGGUCCAGUUGCUAUCUCUCUGUUGCAGGCCUUUCGCUAUCACUGUGGCUCGCUGGCCUUUGGUGCGCUUGCCUUAACCGUCUGCACCAUCCCACGCGUGCUGCUGGAGUUCUUGGAGAAGCAUGCAAAAGAAACUGGUGAGCAGAAUGCCUUGGCUGCAGCGGUGCGCUGUGCCACAAGGUGCUGUUUGAGCUGGCUUCACUGCUGCCUUCAGUUCGUAACGGAGUAUGCCUACAUGUAUGUGGCCGUCAUAGGAGACCCAUUCUGCUCCUGUGCCUGCAAAUCGUUUCAGCUCUUUAGCAAGUAUCCCGCUCAGGUUGCGCUGAACACCUUAACUUCUGUGGUGCUCGGCUUUCUGGUUUGCAUUGGAGUGCCGUUUGCACUGGUACUCGCAGCUUUUGGUGAACUACGAGACAGCUGGGUCAGCUUUGAGCCAUGUGCGCUUUGUGUGAUCGUCCUUGCGUACAUAAUUUCGCGACUGUCAGUUGGAGUUUACGAUGCGAUCCUGACCACUCUUUUCAUCUGUGCCAUGAGGGACGAGGAGUACUGCGGCGGUCAGCACAUGAGUGUUGAGCUUCGACAAGCGUGA